Gopherus flavomarginatus (Mexican gopher tortoise) is the source of this 1146-nucleotide messenger RNA. Its product is annotated as von Willebrand factor A domain-containing protein 5A-like. Bases 84 to 857 code for a protein of 257 amino acids. The record is from RefSeq and is a predicted model, not a curated record. Lineage: Eukaryota; Metazoa; Chordata; Testudines; Testudinidae. The transcript has 6 exons.
UGCCAUGGGGGGCAUCACCCUGCAGUACUGCAUCCAGGACCAGACUUACAAGGAGACGCUGCAGUUCCCCCUGCAGCCACAGGAUGGAGACAGGUGACAGCAAUGCUCCUUUGGCUCCCAGUACCCCCAGGCUGCCCGUUCACCGCCUGGCAGCCAAGUCGCUGCUGCUGGAGCUGGAGGGAGCCAUGGACACCGGGUCGGAGGGGGCCCGGCGCCGGGUGCUGGAGACCAGCCUGAACUCGGGGGUCAUCUGCUCCCUCACAGCCUACGUGGGGGUGGACACAGAGCGGGGGCAGCCGGUGCAUGGGCCGCUGGUGAGACGGGACAUCCCGCUGACAGUCUUCGGGGCCGCAACCCACGUAUGGAAGAUGCAGAGUUUCAACAUGAACUUCCGCCCCCCCAUGGCCAUGUGCUGUUCUGCCUCUGUACGCACGGACUGGGACAAAUAUCUCUGCUUUGCGUCUGCGGAUUGCGCCGAGGACUGCGACUUUGACGACCGCUUAGAUGUGCCAGAGCGGGCACCGGAAGAGUCUCCCCUGCUGAGGCUGGUGUCUCUGCAGAAUGCGGACGGCUCGUGGGACCUGGACCCCCAGCUCACCGCUGUGCUGGGGGUGAGUGAGACCGACACCAAGGGGAGGAUGCCCAGUAAGGAUGUGGCCCCCAGUGUCUGGGCCACGGUGCUGGCCGUGGUCUGGCUGCACAGCCGGGCCGCAGGGCAGCGCGACGAGUGGGAGCUGCUGGAGGCCAAGGCUGUGGGCUGGGUGCGGGACCAAGCAGGGCCCCAGCUGAGCGAAUGUCUGGAAGCUGCCAACACCCUGCUGGGCUGCAGCGUUGGCCCUGCUGUCUUCAGGCUCUGAGCCCCGCCGGAUCCCUGUACCCGCCCCCCCCCCCGCAAGCUACCCAGGGCCUCCUGCCCAGCUGAGCCCCUCCCACCCCCCCAAUCCUCAUACUUCCCCCCUGAGCUACCCUGGGCCUCCAGCCCCGCUAAAUUAAGAGCAGCCAGGUGGUUGCAUAUGUUUAAAGAAAACAGUUUAAAUUGACCCUGUCAUUUACAGCGGAGGAAGGUCAUUGGGCAGACAGGCCCUUGCUGCUGUGGGCGGAGACUGUCUCUGCCAGCCCCUCACUGGAAUAAAGCAAUUCCGCGGG